AUGGCUACAGGUACAUCACUAUCAGCGGCAUUUGAAGCGUUACGUGCAACAGAUGAAAAAGCAAAUUUUCAGCGAUUGACACGGCUUCUGAUGCGUGGAGGUCUCGCACUUUUAAAGGAGGUGUUUGACAGUAUCCAUCCCCCACCCAACCUUCCAGCUGCGCUUAGUAACCCUGUAAUAAAGACGCAGCUCCAAACUCUUAGAAGAAACAGAGUCCUUACCCACCCCGAAUGGAACUGCCUUUACAACCCAAGUGGGCCAGGGACGUAUGGAAAGUCGACUGAUUUUGAUAUCAGCUUACUUUGUAAAUUGCUUCGAGCAAUAUGCAACCUCACUCCUCCCAUUACUGGAUGGGACAACUUACCCAACAACACUGAUCACAGUCUUGGGGCGGACUUGAUUAGAAUUAGGAUUUAUCGUAACUCAAUUUAUGGUCACAAACACAGCAUGGAGAUAACAAACGCUGAUUUUGAGAAGCUUUGGAGAGAAAUCAGUGAAGUUCUAUUGAGAAUUGCCAUCGGAAUAAGUAGUGCAAAGAGGGAUGAGUGGAAGAAGUCUAUCGAAAUGUUUUUCCAUGAACCACUAACACCAGACGCAAAGGAAUGUGUUGAUAAACUUCGAUUGUGGUACUUAAUAGAUAUGGAUACUAAAGACAAGCUCGAAAAGCUAGAUGAAAAGAUGGAAAAGAUGAAAAUUGAACAAAACCAAAAGCACAUGGAAAUUCUAAUCUUUCUUGAAAGUCUUAAGGCAAGUGGGCCAGUUGUUAGUUCAUCCCCACAAGUGGACGGUGCUCAAUUACUAUCUGAACGUCUGGAGACGCGUAUACCUAUACCUCCAGACCAGCCAUCAGCAGAAAGUGCUACGAGUCUAUCCACAAGCACGGAACUUGAAGCCGCAAGUCAGCAGAAUCGACCAGUAGUUCCUGAUUUCUGGUAUGUUGUUUAUUCAUUUAAGAGCUCGUUAAAUCUUUUCAUCACCUACUUGAAAAUAAAACUUGGAGUUGACGUUGAAGACUACAGGCUAGGCAGCUUGGUCAUAACAGUUUCCUGCAGUUCUUUAGAAGUCCUUGAAGCAUUGUGGAGCGAAUAUCGGACAGGCCGUCUUAAAGAAGUGGUUCAAGAUACGCUUGUAACGGAAGAGGUUCUUGAGAAGCUGGAACUCAGUGAAGUACAACUGAGAACUAUCAUU
Messenger RNA from Porites evermanni, 1188 nucleotides. NCBI's taxonomy places the organism in Eukaryota, Metazoa, Cnidaria, Anthozoa, Scleractinia, Poritidae. The record is from the annotation of a GenBank genome assembly.